Messenger RNA from Sorex araneus (European shrew), 4904 nucleotides. RefSeq names its product zinc finger protein 850-like. Gene Ontology annotation, molecular function: DNA-binding transcription repressor activity, RNA polymerase II-specific. The transcript has 7 exons. The coding region runs from base 455 to 2053 and encodes 532 amino acids. Gene Ontology annotation, biological process: negative regulation of transcription by RNA polymerase II. The record is from RefSeq and is a predicted model, not a curated record. NCBI's taxonomy places the organism in Eukaryota, Metazoa, Chordata, Mammalia, Eulipotyphla, Soricidae.
AUAACUCCGGCCGAAGAGGACCCAGAGCUGAAUCGGCUCUUGGCCCUUUGAACACUGCCGCGUGGCCUCUGGAUCCGCGGGACCGCCAGCUCCUGGGGAGGAGCGAUAAGGCAGAUUCCAGACCCAGAAGUAUUGCCGGGAGUGCAAAGACGACCUAGAAAAUAGACCAGGCGUCCAGGAAGAAGCAAUCGGGACCAGGGCCUAUCCUGGAGCAGACAGGAAAACCAGCUAUGGGACCCCAAAAACCCUCCUUCAGGGAAGGAGUCAGAGGAUUGGUCUAAAUGACUGGAGCAGCAAGUCUGGAAACUUCCCGACAUAGCUUCUUCAUAUGACCAAAUCCGCUGUGCCCUGACUACCGACCUGCUCUAGUAAAUGCAUGUCUGGAAGGUUCCCCACAUAGCUUCUUCACAUGCCCAGAUCCGCUGUUCCUUGACUUCCAAACUGCUCAAGUAAGAUGGAGUCAGUAUCCUUUGAGGACGUGGCCGUGAAUUUCACCCAGGCUGAAUGGGCUUUGAUAAAUCCUGAUCAGAGAUGCCUGUACAGAGACGUGAUGCUGGAGACCUGCAGGCACCUGGCCUUCGUGGAGGGUUUAUCUCCAGGAAAAGACAAUGGUACUCUUGGGCAUGUCUUGGAGAAUAAGUUGUUCAGUGAAAACUGCACUGUGGGGUACAUGAGCAAUGAUUCCUGCAAUCGUUUAGGAGAGAAGCAGAUGUACCCUGAUGUUAGUGACCAGCACCAAACUCAGAAGCAGAAACAUAAACACCUCUUGCCAAAGAGUCUCGGUUAUGGUCACCAAGCCCCCACACAAGCCAGAGGAACCUCGAAGCAGACUCGAAACCUCUCUGCACCCCAGAGUCCCGCUGCUACUUCUUCUGCGGAAUGUUCUUCUCCCCAAGACCCUCCAAUACUUCCCCACUGCUCUCCUCCAGGUGACCUCAAGAACGCCUUUAAGUGCCCUGAGUGCCCACAGAGGUUCCAGUAUCCCUGUAGGCUGCGUGCCCACGCUAAAGUGCACUCUGGGGUGAGGCCUUUCGCCUGCGAGCAGUGUGGGAAAAGCUUCAGUUAUCGCUCCCAUCUGCUUCGGCACAGCCUGAUUCAUACUGGGGAGAGGCCAUAUGAUUGCGAGGAGUGUGGGAAAAGCUUCAGGACUCACUCAAACCUGCGUAGUCACAGCCGGACCCACACUGGGGAGAGGCCGUAUGACUGUGAACAGUGUGGGAAAAGCUUCAGUACUAGUUCGGACCUGCAUAAGCACAGCCGAAUCCACACCGGGGAGAGGCCGUAUGACUGCGAGCAGUGUGGGAAGAGUUUCAAGACUCGCUUCACUCUGCUUCAGCACAGCCGGACCCACACCGGGGAGAGGCCAUAUAACUGCGAGCUGUGUGGGAAGAGUUUCAAGACUCGCUUCACUCUACUUCAUCAUAGCCGCACUCACACUGGGGAGAGCCCGUAUGACUGCGAGCAGCGUGGGAAAAGCUUCAGUACUCGUUCAGUCCUGCAUAAGCAUAGCCUGAUCCACACCGGGGAGAGGCCAUAUGCCUGCGAACAGUGUGGGAAAAGCUUCAGGUUUCGCUCCAAUCUGCAUCAGCACAACCCGUUACACACGGGGGAGAGGCCGUAUGACUGCGAUCAGUGUGGGAAAAGCUUCAGGUUUCGCUCCAAUCUGCAUCAGCACAGACUAAUUCACACUGGGGAGAGGCCAUAUGACUGCGAACAGUGUGGGAAAAGAUUCGGGACUCUCUCGGAAUUGCGUAGGCACAGCCGGACCCACAGUGAGGAGAGGCCAUAUGGCUGCGAGCAGUGUGGGAAAAGCUUCAAGGCUCGCUUCACUCUGCUUCAGCACAAAAUGAUCCACACAGGGGAGAGGCCGUAUGACUGUGAGCAGUGCGGGAAAAGCUUCAGGAUUCGCUCGAGUCUGCGACAGCACAGCUUGAUCCACACUUGGGAGAGGCCGUAUGACUGUGAGCGGUGUGGGAAAAGCUUUAGGAGUUGUUCUAACCUGCGUAAGCACUGCCGGACCCACACUGGGGAGAGGCCGUAUGACUGCCCCUAGUGCAGGAAGGCAUUCCGGCAUAGCAACACAAGGGCUGAGCACACGCGCAUCCACAAGUGUGAGCGACUCUACAUGUGCCUACAUUGUGGGAAAGGUUUCCACAGCCCGUGCACCAACCGGGACCACCAUGUGACGCACUCGAUCCAGAGUCGCUUCCAGUGUCCUAAGUGCAACAAGGCGUAACGCAGUCAUUCCUACUUCAGAGACCACCAUCGGACACACAAAGCGACCCAGCCUCUCACCCGCAGGGAGUGCUGCAGAGUCUUCAGCCUCCCCAAAAUCCUCCGCCGACAUGAAGGCUUGUUGAGGAGUAGCUGUUUGUGUACCACUGCAGGCAGGGUUUUGGCAGUGCUGCAACCCAUGUCUGCCGAACUCACACUGGGGAGAACUGAUGAACGUAUCUUUUGCCCUAUGCCAGGAUAGUCUCCUGGUCUUCUACUAACCUGUGGGGCAAGAAACGUAGGGGUUGCAAGAGUGUGUGGGGUGCAACUCUGUGCCUCAAUUUCUAACCCCCCACUCAAAGCUCAGGGUAAAGCCAUUUCUUUCUUAAAUCAUGUUUUUCUUUUUUAAAAAAAUUUAUUCUUUUAUUGAAUCACCAUGUGAAAAGUUACAAAGCUUUCAGGUUUAAGUCUCAGUUAUACAAUGCUUGAACACCUAUCCCUUCACCAGUGCACACAUUCCUCGGGCAACCACCUAGAAAUCCAUUGCCCUACCUGCUGUGCUAUUGUGAUCACCCCCGAAAACUCUAAUCUCCGAUGCUGUAAAGUCAUUUUUGACAUGUGGAGCGUCUGAAGAGAGUCUAGUGGGGAAUUCUAUUUGAGUGAUGUUAUGUUCCUUGUGGUUAUAUUUCCUUGGUGCCCACACCCGGUGCCGCUCCAGUCAGAUUCCUGGCUCUGCUCUCAUCGAUCAAUCCUGCAUGCCUUUGGGGAACCUGUAAUAUGUUCCAGUUCCCACCAGGUGAAUUGCUGCAUGGCCAGUACCUUUAUAUGGCUCUGGGUCUGAAAUUUUAUUUUAUUUUAGCUGCUGCAUGUUAUCCACGAUGGUUUCAAGUAGGGUUUACAAGGAUCAAGUACUACAGAGUUUUUUUAUUAUUAUUAAUAUUAUUAUUAUUAUUAGAUGGAACAGAUUGGUACUCAGAAUUUACCUCUGGUUAUAGACUCGGGGAUUACUCCGACAGUGCUGGGAACAGUUCAGGUUGUUUCGUAUCAAACCCGGUUUGGCUGCAUGCAAGCUGGGCUCCUGCCCACUAUCUUACUGCCCUGGUGACAUUGAUUGAGGCAAAAUUAGCACUGACCAGGGACUGGAGCGAUAGCACAGCGGGUAGGGCGUUUGCCUUGCACACGGCCGACCCGGGUUUGAUUCCCAGCAUCCCAUAUGGUCCACUAAGCACCGCCAGGAGUAAUUCCUGAGUGCAGAGCCAGGAAUAACCCCUGUGCAUCGCCAGAUGUGACCCAAAAAGCAAAAAAAAAAAAAAAAAAAUUAAAAUUAGCACUGACCAUAGUGAAGAUACCCGUGGCUCAACCGACUAACAGCAGCCCUGAGAGGCCAGUACGAUGUUCUGCCACGAGACCCGAACAAAGAGAAACGCCGGCAGCGGAGGCAGACAGACGUGUCCAGGGAUUGGUGUUGAUUCAACACUCAGAGUGGAAUCUCGUCACAGAUAUGCCCUCGAAUAUCGUUUUUCUUCAAUCACAAUCAUGGAUACAUCAGUGUCACAUGAGCUUUGGUCACUGUUGUAAACAUUGUUGGCUGGUCAUUUGGACAAGAAUCCUCCUAGCUGCUUAUACCUGUGCAUCUGCUUACCCUAUUGUGUGUACAUUUACAGAUGUUAGUGACUCUACUAUAAAUGUCCGUUUAUAAUGAAUGUCAGUGUUUUCAUUUCUCAGGGGAAGCAUUUUCAUUUAUUCUCCCGACCCUGGAAUUGGGAGAAGAGUCUCCCUCCCUCAGAGCUAAAAGACCCUUCAUUGUGCUCUGUGUGUUGAACGAAGUGAAGGUUCCAUGUAUCAGAAAUAGAGUGGGUCGCUGUGCCAUGGGGACAUCAUGAUCUCUUGGCAAUUGUAGUAGAAGCUCAAGGAUCCCACCCUGGAGCAGAUUACCUAGUAAUUUUGAGUAAUCACCUUGGAUGAGAUUUUGUCCCUGGGGAGUGGUCUUGCCUCUCUUUGUUGAUGUGUUUAAUGUUCCAACCCACCUUUGUGUUACCGUCCUAUGUAAUUUCUAUAUAAACUAAGACUGUAGAAGAAGUGAGGAAGAAGACACAAGCAGGGGGAAGACACAGAAGCAGAGUAUAAAGUGAAAUAAGUGAGAGCGAAAGGGGCUUGGGAGAGAGAGAAGCAGAGAGAGAGAGAAGCAGAAGGGGAACAGAGAUUGGAAUAAGCUGCAACUGAUACCGACCAGCCUGGCACUCGUUCCUUCCUUUGCCUGCCCAUCUCCAUCAGCCUCCCUGGGAUGGGAGAAGCUGUGUGAGACUACCGAAUGUGGGCUGCAGGAGAGAUAGAGCCCCGCUGCCUUUUGAGAACACACAAUAGAGGGCACAGAGCAAAAUAGAAGAAGGAAAAACCCAAUCAGUGAGCUUGAAGGCACAGUAGAGGAAAUUCUCCAUACCCACCGGUAAAAUAAAGAGGUAAUUAAAAAUCAUCAGAAUGAAAACCAUGUAAACUACAUGGAAAUCCAGAGGCUAUACCCCAGGGAUUCCAGAGGAAGAAGAGGAUGAAAUUGGCAGAGUUCAUAUAUGGUUCUGGAGCACACCUGUUAAUGCUGAAGGGUUAGUCCUGACUACACUCAGGAAUCACUCCUGGUUUGUUCAGGGAAACAUAUGGGAUACUGGGGAUUGGAUCCUGGUCAUUUGCAUGCA